Aspergillus alliaceus is the source of this 748-nucleotide messenger RNA. RefSeq lists its product as uncharacterized. NCBI's taxonomy places the organism in Eukaryota, Fungi, Ascomycota, Eurotiomycetes, Eurotiales, Aspergillaceae. The transcript has a single exon. The record is from RefSeq and is a predicted model, not a curated record. Bases 237 to 659 code for a protein of 140 amino acids.
UUCACUUCCUCCAAUACCGUCCUCACUCUCUAUCAACCCGCCCACUUGGAUCAACUCUCUCCCCACCGCAUCAGCCCAUAUCAGGAAAAUCCUCACCUUGUCUCUUCCCGUGCAAAAAAUCCAAUAUCUUCACCGAUCCUCCUAGAAAAUCGACACCCUGUAUAGACGUUAAAACCUCCAUCGAGUUCAUCUCUCCCAACGCACUCGUCCGACCAACAUCAAAUCCCACCUCCACAAUGGACCCAAGAAUACAAUUCCCAGGCAACAACAUCACCUCCACCACGACGCAAUCCCUCCUCGCCACCUCACCACAGCCUCAAAACCCGCUCAGCCUUGCUCCCACCAAGCAACCAAUUCCAUCUUCCUCAACCAGCAUACACGGGCGAUUAACGUCUCACCAACCCCACACGCAGCAACCCACCACCGAAUACUCUCAUCAGCAGUACCAAUUGUCCGAAAGCAGCACCGGCCCGCAACAGCAGUUCCAACAACAAUCGCAAUCGCACCAGCAGGCAGAGGCCUAUCCGCAUCAAGCCUCAGGGUCUGGGGGUCCGACCGCUACGGCACCGUUCCUGCGGGAUUUCAGCCUCGUCGCAGAGGCAGCGAAACGGGCGCAGAUGUCGGUCGUCAUGAGGGAUUUAGAGGCAGUCACAUUAUAAGCUGCGAGAUUACACUAGAUGGGGUGGGUGGUGGUUCUGGCUUGGUUUGUGUGACGUGGGCACACGGUCUUGGCUUUCUUUUAUUCUUA